Molecule: messenger RNA, 1106 nt
Organism: Tinamus guttatus (white-throated tinamou)
Lineage: Eukaryota; Metazoa; Chordata; Aves; Tinamiformes; Tinamidae
Gene: EMP1
Product: epithelial membrane protein 1
Cellular component (GO): plasma membrane
Source: RefSeq, a predicted model, not a curated record
ACCCUUGCACACCACCGGAGGAAACUUAAGCAAGAGUCACUCCCCUUCACUACAGCUCUGCACUGCCGGACAGCAGCGCUGCAGCCCAGCGUGCUCCCGCUUCCAGAGGCGCCAGGACCGGCCCCAGCCCACACGAACUCCCUGCCUCUGUGACACCACCAAGGAAGGACCCAAGAUGUUGGUGCUACUGGCUGGUAUCUUCGUGGUCCACAUUGCCACUGUCAUCAUGCUCUUCGUCUCCACCAUUGCCAAUGUCUGGAUGGUGGGUUAUUCUGACACAGUAAAAGCCUCUUCAGGACUGUGGCUACUGUGUAACAGGAGCUGCAGGCAACUGGUGGUGUCCUCCAGUGAUGAUGCAUCCCUCAAGGCAGUACAAGCUUUUAUGAUCCUCUCAAUCAUCUUCUCUGUCAUCGCACUUGUCAUAUUCGUUGUCCAGCUGUUCACCCUAGAGAAAGGCAAACGAUUCUACAUCACUGGAGCCGUCAUGCUGGUUUGCUGGCUGUGCAUUCUGAUUGGAGCCUCCAUUUACACAGCUCGGUUCGCAAAGAUGAGUGGGUUCCAAGAAGUUCACCACGGCUACUGCUUCAUAUUGGCCUGGAUCUGCUUUUGCUUCAGUUUCAUCAUUAGCAUACUCUACCUUGUUCUUAGGAAAAAAUAAGGCUGAUGGGAGUGCAGGGGAGAGGGUUGGCUACAGGGGACAGGGAAUAAUUGCUCUGCUGAGAGAGUUGCUGGGCCUAUCGAAAAACCGGAAACAGCCACCAUCACAACCACUGCCACCACCACAGAAAAAUAACUAACAGACCAAAAAUCCGCUCAGAAACAUAUUCACCAACCUGAGGGAGAAGCAGCUGUGAUUGAUCACUUAUUCCUGGGGCUGUUGGGCCAGAAAUCUGCAAGUGACCCAGACAGCUGUUCUGCUUUUCUGCAAACAUCGUACCUUUACAAACUGUCAAGCUCAGCAAUGAUGACUGAAGGGUACCACGAAAAUGAGGGCUCCAUGUUUUUCCCUUCUUAGUGCCCUUCCCACUUAUCUCUUGGUGUGCCUUGUGGGUUGGGCAGCAAGGCUUACAACCCUUUUCUUGUCCAUUGAAAAAAAUGGGAUGGGC